AUGUUCUUGAUCAAACGCCUGACGCGGUCGGACACCAGCGCGGAGAAGGCUGAACUUGACCAAGGAAAGCUCAUUCGGAGAGUCGGGAGGAGAGGCCGCGGCAGAGCCCAGUUCCAGAUGCCCUGUGGGGUGGCGACUACCAGAUCAGGAGACGUGGUGGUAGCUGACACAGAAAACCACAGAAUCCAACUAUUCAGUCCUGAUGGUGUGUUCAAGUUCAAAUUCGGCGAAAAGGGUUCCAACCCUGAACAGCUCUGCUAUCCUAUAGGCGUCUCCAUGACAACCAACGAGAAGAUCGUGGUAACAGACAGUGUUAACGCAGCUGUUAAAAUGUUCAACCUUAAUGGUCAGUUGGAGAACUGCUUUGCCCACGCCAAUCAAAUGGAAUUUCCACAUGGCAUUGCAGUGACUACAGAUAACCAUAUUGUGGUCAGUGAUAUAUGUCAACAUUCUGUGAUAGUUCUUACUCCCAAGGGUGCUGUCAGUCAUACGUUCGGCAGCUACGGUGACGGACUGCGAGAGUUCGACCACCCCUACUGCAUUACGACAAACUCCACAAGGCAGAUCAUCGUUUCAGAUUCCGGAAACAGCUGCGUCAAAAUCUUCCAUUUUCAGGGACGUCUUCUGCGAUGCUUUUCUUCCAUAGACUUCCGACUUCCAGCUGAUAACUUCAUAUCGCUGUACGGAAUAUGCACAGAUUCUGACGAUAACACGAUUGUGGUGUGUAACUCUGGGGUGUACAUUCUCACAAAAAACGGAAGGCUUUGGGAAGUAUUAACAUCCAAAGAUGGACUGACCUCACCGAAAUGUGUGGCGUAUUCUUCCUCGGGUUGUGGUCGGCUUAUUGUCAGCCAAGCUGGGUUUGAUAUUAGACAUGAGAUGUGUUUAUUUAGGUAUAACAAAGACGAUUACAAGUCUUUAAAUACAUUAGUUUACUACGCAAUAUCGAUAUAG
This is a messenger RNA of Candidula unifasciata, 954 nucleotides long. NCBI's taxonomy places the organism in Eukaryota, Metazoa, Mollusca, Gastropoda, Stylommatophora, Geomitridae. The record is from the annotation of a GenBank genome assembly.